Coregonus sp. 'balchen' is the source of this 28114-nucleotide messenger RNA. NCBI's taxonomy places the organism in Eukaryota, Metazoa, Chordata, Actinopteri, Salmoniformes, Salmonidae. The record is from the annotation of a GenBank genome assembly.
GUUGAUGGAAGCACAUUUAACGGCAGUGUCAUGGCGGCUUACGGAAGCAGUUUUGAAAGUGUUAAUAGCAUCGAAGACCGAAAAGAAUACAAACGUAAAGCCAGGGAGGAGGUUAUUCAGAAGGUAAAUAUGUGUGCUUUAUAAGUAGAUACCAAACUACAUGCUCAAUGUAAGAAGAUACUUUGAUAUAACGUCAGUACAAAAGUCAAGUGUGUGGCUGCAACAGCUAGCUGAAUGCUAACAAAUAGCUAGCCUGAACGUCUGCCAUACGAAUUAGCUAGCUAGUUUUCUGGUGCAUUUUCUACAAUAUUUGUAAUUGGUACAUAUACGUAUGUUUGUAAUAUCAUAUAGUGUUAAUAAACCGUUUUGAAUAAUGCAAUUACCUACUACUAGCUAGUACAGCAAAGAUGUGUAGCUAGCUAGUUAGCUAUCUUAGCCAGCUCGCUAGCAAUCAUCAAAACAGCGAGAGGAAGUCACAUGGUCCUUGCUAUAAGGGGUCUUUAGGACGUCCCCCCCCCCCCCCACACACACACUGAAGUUGAACAUUAAAAUGGGUUAGGGUUUAGGUUAGGGACUUCCGAAUAGCACGAACCGGAGUCACAUGGCUGGCUAGCUAGCUACUGUACCUAUUUAGUCUUAGCUAAGUAUUGGCUAAGCUAACUACCUUUUAAACGUUUGUUAGAACUAUACAGUCGAACACUACUGACUGAAAUGUUAAGUCUUUGUAGAAACUAACUAACAUUACUUGCAUUCCUUUUCAAUUCCUGCCCAAGUACAUUCACUUGUUUACAUGACCCCUUUUCCCCCCAUGGUGCCUCUGCUACGGUACUAUGCUGUUAUUCUCUCUCUGGUAGUCAGUCGUGAUGUGAGCAUGGCAGACACUAGGUGGCGAAGUUCUACAUAGCAGAGCUAUAUCUGUUUGCUGAAUGUCUACCCACCAUGCCUCAGGUGAUCAAAAGAUUACUAGGGAGAAAUAAAGAGCAACAGACGCUGUGCCCUCUGAAGACAGGAAGGAAAUGACAAGGCGGAUGGACGCUUGCAUCAAUGGAAGCAGAUUGAUAGUGUUUACAGUGGUGUGAUUGAUCGAGGCGCACCAUAGUGUGUGUGUAAAUAUGAGGUGUCAUCAGUCAGGUAGUGGCGUCUGCAGGGGAUGGCAGGACAAACACUGCUGCAGGGCGAUAAGGGCUGUGACGCAACCACCCCGGAUACAGUUUAGCAUGGUUAAAUUCCUCCUUCAGAAGACACAUACACUCACUUAACACCUUACACCAUACAUAUGCAUUUCAUGCACACAAAAACAUCAACACAGAGUAGUCAGGUCCAUGUUAUCUCCUGAGCAGCUGUGUUGACUUCAUAAACAGUGUGAGGUGUGUGUGUGUGUGUAAUGGUGACUGAUAAGCUUCCUGGAGGAAGUCAUCUGAACUCUCUCCAUUUAUCUCUAAAUCUCCUCUCUCCCUCUCUUUCACUUCAUCUCCGUUCUCCUCCCUCUCUCUCACCUCAUCUCCAUCUCCGCUCUCCCUUCUUCCUCACCUCAUCUCCGCUCUCCCUCUGUCUCACCUCAUCUCCCCCUCCCCCAGGCGAAGCAGCAGUAUGAGAAGGAGGAGAAGAGGAAGGAGCUGAAGAGACAGAGAGGAGAGGACACCUGGAUGCUCCCUGAAGUUGACCUCCGACUGCAGCAGCUAGAACAGGUCAGCAGGUUGUUGCUUUGGUAACCCCAUUAUCUUUUAAGGAGGUCACUUGUGUGACCUCCCUAUCCUCUGCAUGGCCUAGUAGUAAGGUUGACCCCAAAGUCAAUAUUUGGUUCUCAUACAGCAACAGUAGAUCUAGAGCUGAGCUGGUUUUGUAGCUCUAGCUUGAGCAUAUUGAUGUUUCCAAUCCAUUUAUCCUAUCUAUCAUGGCUUAAUAAAGAUCACUUCGUUUUGCAUAAUUUAAUCAGGCCCACUUAUUUCUGUCACCUUCAGGAGGUUUCAAGCAAAACCAAGAAGAAGAAAGAGAAAAAGACCAAGAAGAGUAAGAAGGAAAAGAAGAAGAAGAAGGAGAAGAGAGCUCAGAGAGGAGAUGGGUCCAGUGCCAGCUCAGAGGUAAGCGCCAUUGUAUUGCUCUCCCUCCUUUCCUCUCACCUCUUUCUUUCUCUCUCGCAUCUCACAUUCCCUCUCCUUCCCUCUCUUGUGCUUCCUUUCCUCUAUCCUGAACAUAUUUACAUUUUACAUUUUAGUCAUUUAGCAGACGCUCUUAUCCAGAGCGACUUACAGGAGCAAUUAGGGUUAAGUGCCUUGCUCAAGGGCACAUCGACAUAUUUUUCACCUAGUCGGCUCGGGGAUUAGAACGUUGUAAUGUUGCCAAAUGUUGUAACAGCCUGAAUUUAAAAUGGAUUAAAUUGUGAUUUUUGAUCACUGGCCUAUACACAAUACCCCGUAAUGUCAAAGUGGAAUAAUUUUUAAAGAAAUGUUUACAAGGUAAUACAAAAUUAAAAGCGGAAAUGUCUUGAGUCAAUAAGUAUUCAACCCCUUUGUUAUGGCAAGCCUAAAUAAGUUCAGGAGUAACAUUUUGCUUAAUAAGUUGCAUGGAUUCACUCUGUGUGCAAUAAUAGUGUUUAACUAGAUUUUUGAAUGACUACCUCUUUUCUAUACUUCACACAUACAAUUGUUGGUAAGGUCCCUCAGUCAAGCAGUGAAUUGCAAGCACAGAUUCAACAUCAACAACAUUGUAGUUACUCCACAAUACUAACCUAAUUGACAGAGUGAAAGGGAAGCCUGUACAGAAUAAAAAUAUUCCAAAACAUGCAUCCUGUUUGCAACAAGGCACUAAAGUAAUACUGCCAAAAAAUUGGCAAAGCAAUUCACUGUUUGUCCUGAAUACAAAGUGUUAUGUUUGGGGCAAAUCCAAUACAACACAUUACUGAGUACCACUCUCCAUAUUUUCAAGCAUAGUGGUGGCUGCAUCAUGUUAUGGGUAUGCUUGUAAUGGGUAUGCUUUUUUUUUUUUUGGGGGGGUGGAUCAGCUUCAUAUUGCAGAUAGAUUGUAUCUUCUAUCAAUGUAAUUGUCUGCAUCACUUCCAAUCCCCCAUGUUUUAUAUAUAUAUAUAUAUAUAUAUAUAUAUAUAUAUAUAUACUCCCCUUUAUUACUUUUCAACCCCACCAUCCUUUCCCUACUUGUAAAUUAGUGAACAACAAUGCCCAGUCCUCUACUUCCGGUCUAUACUUACUAUCUACACCUUAUGGACAGAGUUAAUUUUACAAUAAUUAUAUUUUAUAUAUAUAUUAUUUUUUGUUCCUGAACUUCAUCUACUCUCAACCUCUCCGAUCAUUUUCAUGAUGUCCAUCCGGUUUGCUUCUAUAUGCCAUAUCUUUCUAACUGUGCUCUUUCCCAAAAGCUCCCAACAUACAACCUAUAUACUUAUUAUGGACACAGUAUGCUUACAUUAUUAGCUAUCUUUGUUAUUAUUUGUUGUUAUUUGUUAUUAGUCCCAUCCUUCAACUCUAUUCAAUACCUCCCAUCUAUCUCUUAACACCAUCCAUAUAGGAUUUCUAUUUGCCAUAUAUAUUUCAACCGUACUGUGAUGUUUUACAAAAGUUCUGAACCUUUCUAUUCUCAUUGCUUCUACAGAUUGUGAAUUAAAAAUAAACAUUUUUGCUAAAAGUAUUAUUAUAUUAUUGAUUGAUUGACUAUGACUUUUCAGAUCACCCAGUAAUGCUAUCUGCAAGGUUAGCUCCAGGUAAAUAUUGCAAUCCUUUAGCCAUUCCUGGACCUGUGUCCAAAAACAAGCUACAAAUGGACAGAACCAAAACAAAUGAUCUAAUGAUUCUGUCUCUUCACAGCAAAAUUUGCAGAGCUGGGAAGAUUGUAUCCCCCAUAUAAAUAACAUUCUAUUGGUAGCAAUAAUUUUAUAUAAUAAUUUAAAUUGAAAGAUUCAAAUUUUUGAAUCCGGUGUCGUUUUGCGUGUCAGUUCAUAAACACUAUGCCAUGGGAUCGGUACGUCAAAGAUCUCUUCCCAACUAUUUUGCAAUCUAUAUGGGACGGCUGUCAAUCCUUUGGUCCUUAAGUGAAACUGAUAUACUUUUUUAUUUAUCACAGUUUUCCUUAACCAAUUAUGUUCUUUAAUGCAAGGCCGACAGACAAGUUCCUUACUUUCUCCCCCUUCCACUUUCCUCUUCCACUUUUGCGGUAAGGCUGCAAUUAUUUGGUUGUAAUUUUGGGUAGAGCAGACAUUUCCAUAUGUUUUUGUUAGCUGCAUGUGCGACAUAACUCCAAAUCAAAUCAAAUUUUAUUGGUCACAUGCGCCGAAUACAACAGGUGCAGACAUUACAGUGAAAUGCUUACUUACAGCCCUUAACCAACAGUGCAUUUAUUUUAAACAAAAAAAGUAAGAAUAAAACAACAACAAAAAAAGUGUUGAGAAAAAAAGAGCAGAAGUAAAAUAAAGUGACAGUAGGGAGGCUAUAUAUACGGGGGGGUACCGUUGCAGAGUCAAUGUGCGGGGGCACCGGCUAGUUGAGGUAGUUGAGGUAAUAUGUACAUGUGGGUAGAGUUAAAGUGACUAUGCAUAAAUACUUAACAGAGUAGCAGCAGCGUAAAAAGGAUGGGGUGGGGGGGCAGUGCAAAUAGUCCGGGUAGCCAUGAUUAGCUGUUCAGGAGUCUUAUGGCUUGGGGGUAGAAGCUGUUGAGAAGUCUUUUGGACCUAGACUUGGCACUCCGGUACCGCUUGCCGUGCGGUAGCAGAGAGAACAGUCUAUGACUAGGGUGGCUGGAGUCUUUGACAAUUUUGAGGGCCAGUCCUACCGAUGAUAUCAUUUAUGAAGAUUAUACCUUUUUUAAACAUUCUGUCAAAAAAUAAAGUUUUUUUUGUCAAUUAGUAUAUUUGAAUUUAACCACAAUGUUUGUUGCAUUAUUUGUUCUGUCGUUUCUGGAGGAUUAAAUUGAAAUUGCAACCAACUUUCUAUGGCUUGUUUUAGAAAUAGUGAUAUUUGGGACAUUAUUUCCUUUUCAAAUAACUGAAAGUGAGAGGUUGUAAUCUAAAUAAAGGGAAAAAGGCCAUUCUUGAACAUUGGGUGAGACAAUCUUACUAAUUUGCUUGAGAACCAGUUCGGAUUUAAGUAUAACUUUUGUAUGACUGAAGCUUUUAGUGAUAGGUCUAAUGCUUUAAUAUUUAAUAAUUUCUGUCCUCCUAAUUCAUAUUCAUUAUAUAAAUAUGCCCUUUUAAUUUUGUCUGGCUUGCCGUUCCAAAUAAAAUUGAAUAUUUUUUUCUCAUAUAAUUUAAAAAACUGUUCGCUAGGCGUAGGCAAGACCAUAAGAAAAUAGGUAAACUGGGAUAAUACUAAAGAGUUAAUCAGGGUGAUUUUUCCACAAAUUGACAGGUAUUUUCCUUUCCAUGGUAGUAAGAUCUUAUCUAUUUUUGCUAACGUUCUAUAAAAAUUUAUUGAAGUGAGAUCAUUUAUUUCCUUUGGUAUAUGUAUUCCGAGUAUAUCCACAUCACCAUCAGACCAUUUUAUUGGUAAACUACAUGGUAAUGUAAAAAUUGUAUUUUUUAGUGAUCCAAUACGUAAUAUAGUACAUUUGUCAUAAUUUGGUUGUAAUCCAGAGAGGUUAAAAAAUGUAUCUAGAUCCUCUAUGAGGCUGUGGAGGGACUCUAGUUGUGGAUUUAAAAGAAAACAUGAAUCAUCAGCGUACAAUGACACCUUUGUUUUUAAGCCCUGGAUUUCUAAUCCUCUGAUAUUAUUAUUGGAUCUGAUUUUAAUAGCUAACAUCUCGAUGGCCACAAUAAAUAGAUAUGCCGAUAGUGGACAACCUUGUUUCACUCCUCUUGACAGUUUAAAACUUUCUGAGAAAUAGCCAUUAUUUACUAUUUUACACCUAGGGUUACUAUACAUGAUUUUGACCCAUUUUAUAAGAGAUUCUCCAAAAUUGAAAUGCUUGUAAUUGUUAAGGACUGGUGAGUUUUCAGGAUAAAAAUUAACGGAAUGGAGCUAAGCACAGGCAAAAUCCUAGAGGAAAACCUGGUUGUCUGCUUCCCACCAGACACUGGGAGAUUAAUUCACUUUUUUUCAGCAGGACAAUAACCUAAAACACAAGGCCAAAUAUACACUGGAGUGACUUACCAAGAAGACAGUGAAUGUUCCUGAUUGGCCAAGUUACAGUUUUGGUUUAAAUCUACUUGAAAAUCUAUGGCAAGACCUGAAAAUGGUUGUCUAGCAAUGAUCAACAACCAAUUUGACAGAGAUUGAAGAAUUUUGAAAAGAAUAAUGGGCAAAUGUUGCACAAUCCAUGUGUGCCAUGCUCUUAGAGACUUACCCAGAAAGACUCACAGCUGUAAUCACUGCCAAAGGUGCUUCUACAAAGUAUUGACUCAUGGGUGUGAAUACUUAUGUAAUUUUUUAUUUUUUCUGUAUUUCUUUUUCAAUACAUUUGUAAACAUGUUGUCACUUUGUCAUUAUGGGGUAUUGUUUGUACAUGGGUGAGGGGGAAAACAUCAAUUUAAUCAAUUUUGAAUUCUGGCUCUAACACAACAAAAUGUGGAGUAAGUUGAGGUGUAUGAAUACUUUCUGAAGGCACUGUGUCAAUUUUAGCCCUCUUUUCUCUCCCUACAGGGGUCAGAGGAUGAGUGGGUUGAGGCCCAGCCCCAGGCAGAGGCAUCGGGUAAAGCCUGGAAGAUUCCUGCCAAGUCUGAGGCCAAGCCCACAGACAGCAGCCCUACCCCAGCCGAGAACAACCAGGUAACACCCCCAUCCAUCCCCCUCCACAGCACCGGUAAACCCUAAGACAGGGAUCAUCAACUACAUAGAUUCAGCCGUGGGUAAAAACAUUUAUUGAGCGGAUGGUCAAGGGGCCGGAACAUAAAGAAAAAUUAUUUGUAGACUGCUAAUUAACUGCAAGACCGAUUAUAAUAUUUGAUUAAAGCAUAUUAAUUUCAAACCUUGCUUACAUUUGUAUACGAUCACAUAGUUGCGGCCAAAUAUAUUGGCACCCUCACACUUUUCUUAAAUCAUUCCCUAUUUCUGAUCAAAUAAGUAGACAUAAAAAAAAGUCUGUCACCGCACCUUGUUAUUGGAUUUUCAACAUUGCAGAACCCAUUUUAUUUUCGUAACCUUAAGUUUACAAUUUUAAUUGAAAAUAAAGAAAAUGGCAUCGACAAAAUUAUUGUCACCCCGGAGCUAGUACUUGGUUGCACAGGCUUUGGCCAAGAUAACUGCCGACAAACACUUAUUGUAGCUAUUAAUGAACUUGCUGCAUCAUUCUACUGACAAUUUGGCCCACUUUUCAGCAGCAAAUUACUCUAAUUUUUAAAUAUUUGAGGGGUGCCCUCCAAUGUUCCUUCUAAUCUGCGCGCAUGCGCGCAGCUCCCCUCGGACUGCCCCGCAAAAUAAAGAUCAGCCCAUGCAGAAAAGCAAGAGAUUGAACUUCACUCCACUUUCUAGAGUUUUCCACUCAACAUUUCGCUCUACUGUUGUAGUUGUGAUCGAAUCAACGCAACAUUAGCCACUUUCAAUGUAAAAUACCAAAACAAACUAUGCAGGACUUAGUAUGAAAAACUAACUGUUCAAGAGAUUCUGUUGUGGGCAGAGUUGUAGCAAAAACACUUUUUCAGCUACCUCCUUGUCUGAAGGACAAGGGAAUAAACAGGUUAAUGUCAAGCCCUGCAUGUUAUUCUUUUCAAAAGUCUCAUGGAAUGUAGGCCUACAUUGAACACCACACAUUGGCUGCUACUGUAGGCUGAAUGAUAGAACAGCUAUUUCCAUGUUAAAAUGUUAUGGGAUGCAUUUUUUUUAUAUAUAUAUUGUUUUAUGGUAGGCCACUCUGGUAGGCCUGCAUUAUGAUCAAAUUGCCACAGUAGCCGACUUGGCCACUGUUAAAACUGUAAUGUAAAGCGGGUACAGCCUCAGUGUUCACAGUAAACGUGCGCCGGAAGUUGCACAGAAUUUUCACAACAUUCAACUUUGCGCUCAGCAGACCUGAAAUGUGUCUGUACCUAAACAUUUUUUGAGGGAACAUUGGUGCCCUCCAACAACUGCUGUUUUCAGAUCUCUCCAUAGGUUUUGGAUGUGAUUCAGAUCUGGUCUCUUGGCUUGCCACUCAAACUGUCCAGCAUCUCUUCAUAAAGGGGUAGUUUGGGAUUUUGGCAAUGAGGCCCUUUUUCUGGCUCCCAGGUGUCUUUUAUACAGGUAACGAGCUGAGAUUAGGAGCACACUCUUUAAGGGAGUGCUCCUAAUCUCAGCUUGUUACCUGUAUAAAAGACACCUGUCCACAGAAGCCAUCAAUCAAUCAGAUUCCAAACUCUCCACCAUGGCCAAGACCAAAGAGCUCUCCACGGAUGUCAGGGACAAGAUUGUAGACCUACACAAGGCUGGAAUGGGCUACAAGACCAUCGCCAAGCAGCUUGGUGAGAAGGUGACAACAGUUGGUGCGAUUAUUCGCAAAUGGAAGAAACACAAAAGAACUGUCAAUCUCCCUCAGCCUGGGGCUCCAUGCAAGUUCUCACCUCGUGGAGUUGCAAUGAUCAUGAGAACGGUGCGGAAUCAGCCCAGAACUACACGGGAUGAUCUUGUCAAUGAUCUCAAGGCAGCUGGGAACAUAGUCACCAAGAAAACAAUUGGUAACACACUACGCCGUAAAGGACUGAAAUCCUGCAGAGCCUGCAAGGGCCCCCUGCUCAAGAAAGCACAUAUACAUGCCCGUCUGAAGUUUGCCAAUGAACAUCUGAAUGAUUCAGAGGAGAACUGGGUGACAGUGUUGUGGUCAGAUGAGACCAAAAUGGAGCUCUUUGACAUCAACUCAACUCGCCGUGUUUGGAGGAGGAGGAAUGCUGCCUAUGACCCCAAGAACACCAUCCCCACUGUCAAACAUGGAGGUGGAAACAUUAUGCUUUGGGGGUGUUUUUCUGCUAAGGGGACAGGACAACUUCACCGCAUCAAAGGGACAAUGGACGGGGCCAUGUACCGUCAAAUCUUGGGUGAGAACCUCCUUCCCUCAGCCAGGGCAUUGAAAAUGGGUCGUGGAUGGGUAUUCCAGCAUGACAAUGACCCAAAACACACGGCCAAGGCAACAAAGGAGUGGCUCAAGAAGAAGCACAUUAAGGUCCUGGAGUGGCCUAGCCAGUCUCCAGACCUUAAUUCCAUAGAAAAUCUGUGGAGGGAGCUGAAGGCUCGAGUUGCCAAACGUCAGGCUCGAAACCUUAAUGACUUGGAGAAGAUCUGCAAAGAGGUGUGGGACAAAAUCCCUCCUGAGAUGUAGUUGGCCAUCAGGUUUGCACACAAGAAACAUCUGACCUCUGUGAUUGCCAACAAGGGUUUUGCCACCAAGUAAUAAGGCAUGUUUUGCAGAGGGGUCAAAUACUUAUUUCCCUAAUUAAAAUGCUAAUCAAUUUAUAACAUUUUUGACAUGCGUUUUUCUGGAUUUUGUUGUUGUUAUUCUGUCUCUCACUGUUCAAAUAAACCUACCAUUAAAACUAUAGACUUGUCAUGUCUUUGUCAGUGGGCAAACGUACGAAAUCAGCAGGGGAUCAAAUACUAUUUUCCCUCACUGUAUCUACUUCCCCAGAGUCCGAUGCACUUUUAUGUCUCUGUGUGCAGUUUGAAGGAAGUUGCUAACUAGCACUAGCGCAAUUGCUAAAAAGCUCUGACUAAGGCCUUGAGGCCGAUACGUAAAGCUUAAUAAAGAGCAGUGAUACUAGCAAGAGCAGUGUGCAGGUUUCUUAUUUUUUCUCAUCUUAUUCAACUGUUACCAUGCACCUGCAACAAAGAUAGCACAGAUGUGCGAGUGCCUUUUGAAUGUUUAACUAGCGUUAGAACAAUGACUAGAAGUCUAUGGUUAUCUGCUAACACUAGUUAGCAUUUGCUCGCAAAACUACCUCUAACUUCCAUCAUACUGGACACAGAGACAUAAAAAAAAAGUAGAUAUAGGGCCUCACUACCAGAAUCCCCAAGUAUCCCUUUAACCAUUCCUGGGUGCUUUUUGAUGCAUUGUUGGGAUCAUUGUCCUGCUGAAAGACCCAUAACCUUCAACAGAGACCUAGUUUUUGGACACUGGGUUGAACACUGGACUACAAAACACCUGAUAAUCUGCUGAUUUCAUGAUGCCUUGCGCAUGUUCAAGGCCCCCAGUAUCAGAGGCAGCAACAAAAAAACACAGCAUUAUCAAACCUGCCCCAUCUUUCAUUGAUGCCCUAAGAGAACAAGUAGCUAGGCAAGGUAGUCAAGAUGGGGGUUGAGCUGGAGGGUUCUACGCUGCUCUUGGUUUACAUAGUGGUGUCGUCUUAUUGAGCUGUAUGAUCUAGGAAGUGUGUGUGCAUUUUUUUUCUUCUUCCAAAUCAAAUUAUAUUCGUUACGUCCACAUUUUCAAGCAGGUGUAAAAGGUGCAGUGAAAUGCUUAUUGUGUGUGUGUUUCUAGGAGAUGGGAUCAAUAGAGCCUCUGAUCGAUACACAGCCUGUGUCACCAUCAACAAUCAAUAACCAGGCUUUUUCAGGUUUCUCUCCAGGAUUUUCGAACAAGGUGGUGUUGAUGAGUAAGGAGGGGUGGUCCGGAGGGGUGCUCUGCCCCGCUUUGGACUCAAGAGAUUUUUGCGUUUAUGAACACCUUUCCUGCAAUCUACAAUGUUUUUACAUAGUGGCGCAGCCAAUGGUGCAGCGCCCCUCUUCCAUUAUUUGGGGAGAACCCUGAUUUUACUAAUGCUGUCACACACACACACAGUCGCACACCUUCCCUUAUUAGAUUUACCCCCACUGUGUGUGUUUUUGUCUGUCUGUGUGUAACAGCCUGAUCAGUGAGAGAAAUCACUGGUCUUAAAAUAGGCUUUUUGUUAGGAUCCUAGAUAAUGGCUUGAUAGUCAUAUUAGCAUUGAUCGUUUAUGUGUUUGGGGUUAUGAACCCAUGUACAUAAUGAUUUUAUGUUCUAUAUUGAUUUCUUUAUUGAUUGGGUUGAUGUUAUUGUCAGACAACAUUUCAUAACAUGAUUCAUGUGUUUUGUCCAUUCCCCUCUCUCUCUAUCCCUGUCGUCAUCCAUCCGCUAGAGAGAUGAGUGGAUGACCUUUGACUUCUUGACAAUGAGAACAACGUCAACAGCAGAGAAGAGGGCUGAGAAAGAAAGGCUGAAAGCGGAGGAGAAAGAUAAGGCCCGGGUCAUCGAGCAGGUGUGUGUGUGCUCGCUAUGUUUAAAUGGAAGGUUGAUGGAAGUUGAUUGCCUCACCUCAUCUGUUGGUUACCUGGGCAACCAAAAGUGCAAAACUGAGCAGGGACAAGGGACUUGACAAUUGCUGUGUGUGUGGUGCCCUAGGCAGGUCUGCACAAGCUGGAGUUGAACCCGUUCUGGAAGGAUGGGGGGAGUGGCCUGCCCCCAGAAGAGAAGGCCAGUAAUGUGGUUAAAAAAGGUAAAUCAAACCCCCUACACAACGUCAUACUACAUAAACCUUUUCUGCUCUCACACUUGUACCUGAAGUUGAAUCAUCAAACCCAUGUACACAACUCUCUAUAUCAGCCCAGUCUUUGGUCAACCCCUCUGUGCUAGGACUCCCCCUCUCCUCCGUCUGUGCUAGGACUCUCCCUCCCCUCCGUCUGUGCUAGGACUCCCCCCUCUCCUCCGUCUGUGCUAGGACUCUCCCUCCCCUCCGUCUGUGCUAGGACUCCCCCUCUCCUCCGUCUGUGCUAGGACUCUCCCUCCCCUCCGUCUGUGCUAGGACUCCCCCCUCCCCUCCGUCUGUGCUAGGACUCCCCCUCUCCUCCGUCUGUGCUAGGACUCUCCCUCCCCUCCGUCUGUGCUAGGACUCCCCCCUCCCCUCCGUCUGUGCUAGGACUCCCCCCUCCCCUCCGUCUGUGCUAGGACUCCCCCUCCCCUCCGUCUGUGCUAGGACUCCCCCUCCGUCUGUGCUAGGACUCCCCCUCCGUCUGUGCUAGGACUCCCCCCUCCCCUCCGUCUGUGCUAGGACUCCCCCCUCCCCUCCGUCUGUGCUAGGACUCCCCCCUCCCCUCCGUCUGUGCUAGGACUCCCCCUCCCCUCCGUCUGUGCUAGGACUCCCCCUCCCCUCCGUCUGUGCUAGGACUCCCCCUCCCCUCCGUCUGUGCUAGGACUCCCCCCCUCCCUCCGUCUGUGCUAGGACUCCCCCUCCCCUCCGUCUGUGCUAGGACUCCCCCCUCCCCUCCGUCUUGUGCUAGGACUCCCCCUCCCCUCCAUUGUGCUAGGACUCCCCCCUCCCCUCCGUCUGUGCUAGGACUCCCCCCUCCUCUCCGUCUGUGCUAGGACUCCCCCUCCUCUCCGUCUGUGCUAGGACUCCCCCCUCCCCUCCGUCUGUGCUAGGACUCCCCCCCUCCCCUCCAUCUGUGCUAGGACUCCCCCCUCCCCUCCGUCUGUGCUAGGACUCCCCCUCCUCUCCGUCUGUGCUAGGAACUCCCCCUCCCCUCCGUCUGUGCUAGGACUCCCCCCUCCCCUCCGUCUGUGCUAGGACUCCCCCUCCCCUCUGUCUGUGCUAGGACUCCCCCCUCUAGGACUCCCCCCUCCCCUCCGUCUGUGCUAGGACUCCCCCUCCCCUCCGUCUGUGCUAGGACUCCCCCUCCUCUCUGUUUGUCUCUGAGAGGGGAGGGGUGGGUUAAUGGUUCACUGUGUGUACAGGCACUGAGGGCCCAGACACUACGUAAAUCACAGACGGACGGACAGACAGACAUACCGACUGAGGGAGAUAUAAGGAGGAGAUAAAUAAGAGAGGGGAAAAUAGGAGUGAGAGAAGGAGGGAGAGGGAGACACUGUCAGGGCAAAUCGGGUAAAGCAUUUCUGGCAGGCAGAAGGACAACGAGAGAGAGUGGAGGCAGGCAGAGUGUGUGGAGAGGAGUGUGUGGAGAGGAGUGCAGGCAGAAAGAGAUUGCUGAGAGAAAGAGGGAGGCAGGCAGUAUUGAGAGAUGUGAGAGAGGAACAUUUAAAAAGUAAGAGGUACAGAGAGAGGGGCUUGGUUCUGUUAAGCGUCUCCACUCAGAAGGGUACACUCUGCCAUCUCCUGAGUGAGCUUUACUUUAACAGCGUGGCAGAAGAAGCAGACUUAAGACACACUCACACAGACAGUGACGCACACUGUCACUUACAUAUGCAAACCAAACUCCUAAAUACAGACAUGGACAGUACAGACUCUCUUUUAUCUCUGUAAGCUGUGUGUGUCAGAAGGGAAUGUUUUCGUCAUCCCUGGUUUGACUGAGAGGGUAAUGAAGAGGUGUGUGUGAAUGGAGGGGGGGGUUUAAACAUAACUUUUAACUUGGGCUUUUGACAAACUCACAUGCGCGCACACAUACAUUUUGAGAGAAAAGAGAUUGAGGGAGGGGAAGGGGAUGUCUUCUCUGGGGAAGGCAGAUGUGAAAUGUUCCCAUUCUCUGUGCUGUGUUCCGGAGAAGAGGGUAAGGCCUAGCUGUUCUCUUGGGAAGUUGACAAUGAUGUUCUGUUCUCAGUGAAAGAACACUGAUUUCCCACAGAUAAAAGUUUAACUCUAAUUAUUCCCCUCCAUCCUCUGGUCAUUCUGUCCAUCGCUCUGUUCCCUCCCUUCUUACUUCCUCACCCUGUCUCUCCUCACCCUCUCUCCCCCAUCCCCCUCUGUCUGUAGCUGCAAUUGUAGAUGAUGGAGGACUAGGUUGGCUCAGGAAGUCUUACCAGAGGAUGAGAGAGCAGGCGGAGAGAGAGCAACGCAGUCUGGAGGUCAUAGUGGCAGAGCGAUAUGGGGUGAGAGUACACACUCACUCUCAACCAUAUGCACAAGCAUACACCGGUAGACAGACAUAACGAAUACAAAAACCACCUGUAUAAACAGCUAACUAUAUAAACAUUCUCACAUGCACAGAAAUUCUACAACGUGCAUCCUUCCAUAUGCAUUCCUACUUCAGACUCUCUCCCUAUCUCCCUGGUUAAUUCCCUCUAUGCAGGGUCGGCACUCCCUGUCUUUCAAAAGUUAGAAAGCUCAUGCCAAACUGCAACUUAGGUACAUUGCAAUGCACCAUGAGAACAUCAUAUCACACCAUUCACUUGUGUGUAUGUAUUAUAUUUGUGUUUCUCACAUGCAGUCCAUGGAGAAGUUUCAGAAGAGGAUGGAUGAGGCUGAGAUUGCUGUGUAUGGAUACAGGAGAGGAGAGGGGAGAGACGGAGAAAGAUGGAGGGGAGGACAGGAAGCGGGAAUGGGCAGAGAGAGGUGGAGGAAAGGAGAGGAGGGGAUGGAUAGAGAGAGGUGGAGGAGACCAGACAAGGGUAGGGACUCCUUACCUGGAGAGAAAGAGAGGGAUAGAGAUGGAGGUAGACAUAGUGAUCGGGAUAGAGAGAGGGAUGGAGGUAGACCUAGUGACCGCAAUAGAGAGAGGGAUGGAGGUAGACCUAGUGACCGGGAUAGAGAGAGGGAUGGAGGUAGACCUAGUGACCGGGAUAGAGAGAGGGAUGGAGGUAGACCUAGUGACCGGGAUAGAGAGAGGGAUGGAGGUAGACCUAGUGACCGGGAUAGAGAGAGGGAUGGAGGUAGACCUAGUGACCGGGAUGGAGGUAGACCUAGUGACCGGGAUAGAGAGAGGGAUGGAGGUAGACCUAGUGACCGGGAUGGAGGUAGAGCGAGGGAUACAGAUAGAGACAGAGAGGGGGACAGACCCAGAGACAGAGGUGCGGAUGAGAGCCUUGGCUCUGGGCUAGGCCGGAGUCUGCCUCCCCUCUCCCUCGGAGCUCUGAAAAGUCGCUUCCUCAAGCCUGCUGACGAUGAUGAUGGAGGUGAGUUGAGUGUAGUACCUUGUUCCACACACACAAAUAUACACACACACACUCUACUGAUACAUUUAUUUUCUAGACGGAGUGUCAGCCCCUGCUCCGGCCCGAACUUCCAUGGGUUUCCUGAAACCUGUGUCUGACGAUGAGGAGUCGGAUCGGAAGAGCAGUGGUCCGGCCUGGAGGAAGAGCAGCUCCGGACAGAAAUCUGCUUCAGGAAAACCAGAGCAGGAUAAAGAGAGGGAGUCUGGGAUUACCAUGUCCUCUCCUGACCAGGGUCAUAGCAGCAACAGGCCUGCAGUGACAUCAUCCAGGUCAGAGGCCAUAGCACUGUUCCAACUGUUAAUUUUGGCUUCCUCUCCCCCCUCUACUAAUCACUCAUCUAACAUCUCUAAUAUGCUUGGAUGCACUACAUUUCAACUGAAUAUGAUUUAUCGGUACUAGAGAUGUUUAGCUAUUGGCUAGACUGAACUUGUAGAAGCAUUCUUCCAAUCCCCAGAAGAUUCUCUGAAUAUCUGAACUCUGAACCUGAAGUCAUUUAUUCUCUGUAAGACUAAGAUUGUAUUUUUCUACACACACUGUCCUUGACCCUGUUCCUGUCUACUGAUGGGGAAAACCUUUCCAUCACUUCAUCCUAACUUUAAAAUGACCCCCUCAGACGAUUCUGUCCUCCACUUGACCUUCUCCUCUCUUUUUACACACAAUCUUUCCCUCCGUUCAUCAGACAGUCUGCACAGUGACCGUUUAGCCGUUCCAAAGCAGCAGUUAUCACUUCACGCACCAUAGAAUGCUCACUGAAUUAACUGGAUUUUCUCUCGUUCAUAUUCACUGUCUCUUUUUCUCGCCUUCACUCCCUCUAUACCCAUCUCUCUCUCCCAUCUCUCCUCAUUCUUCUAUUCCUGUUUCCAACACCGUUCUCUCUCUUUCUCUCCGUCCUUAUUGCUCCACCGCUCCCCCUUCUCUCUCUAUCAUUAGCUAAGUCAUUAAGUUAAACCUGCACCCAGAAGCCCUUUAAACCUCUGCAGCGUGAAAUGAAGGUGCCGUUUUAGAAGAAGGUAAUGUGUGAGGAGAGAAACAGUCUGGAGGGAACGAGACAGAAGAAGCCUGUUUCUGAGACGACGACCAUCAGAAAGAACAUGGCAGAAAGAGAGAGGGGGGUGGGUUAGAAAGGGAUGGAGUGAGAAAGAGAGCAGGGAAAUGGACCGGAAAGAGAGCGAAGGGUGGCGUGGGAGGGAGGGAUAGAGAGAGAGAGCCAUCAGGGGAGAGGAGAGCAGAACAGCUAUAAGGUCCUGAUGGAUCGGUGUCUGUUCCCAUGCUGCUAUUUAUCUCUCUAACACACACCACCACACACAGGUGUCUGAUGUUUACAAUGUGUACCCCUUGUUGUCUUUGCUUAAUUUCACUUUUCCCCUGUGUCUUCAGAUCUGAGAGCAGUAGUGACAGUUCGAGUGAGGAGGAGGAAGAGGUACCGAUCCUCACAGAUGAAGAGAUGAACAAACUGGGGGCCAGGCUGGUGAAGGCAGAGAUUAUGGGUAACACGGUGAGGUCGUCCACAUGCAUCGUCCGUGUUUCCUCUCCUUAUCCUACCUGGUCACACAAAAAAAGACAGACAAUUCCCCAUUCUAGGCGCUUUCCUUACACCCCUGCCCAUAGGCCCUUCCCUUAGCAUAUCAGGUCCCACAGCUCUCUCUCGCUCUCCUUGAUCAAAGCAAACGACUCAUUUUAUAGCACUCACUCAGGCCACUCAACCCCCAUCCAUCUCUGUAUGUCAAUCCAUACAGGUUUUACUGGCCUCAGUACUAUAUAACACACAUUUAUAACAGACAGUUUGACUGGCCCUUGACUACUCUAUAGCAGACCACUAAGUUCCCCUGGUUUGAUAGACACUGGGUUGAUGUGUGUGUUUGUUAAUUGCCUUUUAACUGUGUACUUGUAUACCCUAUAGAUUAACAGCAUGGGCAUCUGUCACUAGAGACAGGCUUCAGAGGACUGAGUGUGGAUGUGCCCACUACUUUUCUAUAUCCCCUUCAGAGGACUGAGUGUGGAUGUGGCCACUACUUUUCUAUAUCCCCUUCAGAGGACUGAGUGUGGAUGUGGCCACUACUUUUCUAUAUCCCCUUCAGACUGUCUGCUCUGACAGUGUCCAGUCACAGGCAGCUCUUCUUAACUGACAAGGGCCUGGUGGAGAUGGGCCAGGCAAGAACGAACACACACACACACACACACACUCAGUGGCUUCUUCUGCUGCUUUUCCACAUUAUCCACAUCCCUCUCAUGAGACAGAGGGUUAGAAGGAGAUGGUGGUGAAAACAUCUCUUAUUCAGUAGGCUUUAAUAUUUAGACUCAUGGGAAGGGCUGCAGGGGUGAAGGACACCACCAUACUACUAUGUUUAGUAGAAUCACUGAUUGAACAGUCAGCCUCUUGUAGUGGUCAAAUACGAUCAGGAGAGGUUGUUAAAUGUAAUUCAGUGUGUUAUGGAUGGAUGGAGAAACAGCACUCUGUGUACGAGAAAUCCAGACAGGUAACGUCUUUAAAUCAUUAGUGUGGGCGGGGUGCUGUCAAGGAACAUGUGACGUUUUUAAAUGUGUGUCACCUUUAGGCUCUGAUGGAGAAACUGAAGACCCAGCUGGAAUCAGCCCGUAAAGCCAAGGAGAACCGUGCUGCACAGCAACCUGGGAAAUCAGACAGGGUGAGUGGAGGUGUAUAGGGAGGGAGGGAGGGACGGGCAUUCUAGACUCUGCCUCCCUUACCCCUCAGGGAGCCAAGAGGAUAAGGUAGUAGCCUACUGUAAGUAUGUGCUACUCUUGUGGAGAUGACUACUAGCACUUUAGAACAAACUAAAUCACUGUCAGCUGACUGACUGAGUGCUCAAUAGCAACAAGCCUGCAGGCUGAUUGACUGCUUUACCCAUGUCUGUCUGUCUGUCUCUGCCUGCCUGCCUGCCUUUCUCUCAGAAUACCUGCUGACUGAAAGCCUGUCUAGAAUUGUAUAUUCUCUCCUGUUAGCAGUAAGAGUUGUCUUUGAUAUGAACCUAGUGUUGUAGAGUAUAUACCCUCCCAACACAUCUACCCCAGUCAGAUGUGUUCCCUAGCAGUCUCUCCUGUCCUGUUAUGGGUUUAUCCAAACAGAGAGCUCAUAACUCCACUUUUAAUACACAAGUGGCUCAAAUUAAAGCUGUUAUUGCGUCAUCAUCUUCCACCAGGCAUGAGGAAUCUGACACUCAAAGCUGAGGUAUCUUCAAAAACAACAUCACAUCUAAACAUUUAUUAGAAAAUACAAUCGCUGUUAGUCUGCGGCGGUCUACUUUUCCUGUGUGUGUGUCAUUGGGUUUACUGACUGAGCGUUGGUAGUCAUUAGUAGAGAGUUAUGGCUAACACUUGCCGCACUGUUCUUUCUGUCCUUGGCUGUGGUCAUGCCUUGAAUGCAAACCUGCGCCACCAUCCAACACCUCCCUGAUAUACAGACUGCACACGCGAUCUUAUAAAUGCACACGCGAUCUGCUAAAUGGCAUAUUAUUAUUAUUAUUAUUAUUUAUUAUUAUCUUAUAAUAUAAUAUAAUAUAAUAAUAUGCCAUUUAGCAGACGCUUUUAUCCAAAGCGACUGACAGUCAUGCGUGCAUACAUAUUAUUAUUUUUUUGUGUAUGGGUGGUCCCGGGGAUCGAACCCACUACCCUGGCGUUACAAGCGCCGUGCUCUACCAGCUGAGCUACAGAGGCUGGCUAGUGCUCACUACAUGGUCAUAAUAUCCCACAACCACUUGUUAAUUCACCAGUGUGUAUUAAAGCUUUACAGACCUAAUCUGUGGUUUGUUUACAACUCUGAAUUUAUUGUAGGAUUUUUUUUUAUGACAGAGGGGUUAUGGGUGGUUUUCAAGGAUCAAAGACUUUCUCCUUCAGUGAAACGCUCUACUUGCUUUUGGUGUUUUUUUUAGGAAAGGGUAUGGCCCGUGUCUAUUGUUAGUGGUGGUAAUCAUCGUAGCCAAAGCUGUCUCUCUUUCACUUCUCUCGCACUCCUUGAAUGUCCUCUGCUAUUCCCCCCUCUCUCUCUUUCCUCCCCCCCUUCUUUUUCCCCCCCCCCCCCCCCCCCCCCUCUCUCUCUGUCAUGUCAGCUUUGAAUGAAACCCUCUAGUGCAGGGAUUUCCAACUCGAUUCAGCCGCGGGCCAAUUUCUUUUCUUGACAGGAUGGUCAGAGGUCCGCCAGUUGGGGAACCCUGCUCUAGUGAGCUGUCUGAUUGUGAACUCUCUCCUCUGCCUCUCCUCAGUUAGGUUUUUCUGUGUUGCUUCUCUUUUCAUUAGUGAGGAGAAUAAGAAUAUGGAGAAGUAGGCUAAUGUAUUACUGUUCCUCUCUUGGUGAGAUCUGCUAUAAUCUCUUCAGACUCCUCAGUGAGGGUGUGGCUGUUGGAGUUAUUCCACACUCUUCAUUGUCCCCCACAAUGAAAUCGGGGAGGGGACUGUGGAUCGGUCUCCGUUCGUACGUUAGCCACACGCGAUAUCUCAGACAGCACUAGCCCGAUUUUGACGAAACUUGGGGGAAUGAUGUGUCUUGCCAUAGAGAUCUGGCAUUUACAAAAUUACACUGAUUGGCUAGAUGGUGGCGCUAUAAUGAGAUUGAAAAUGCAAACUUUGAAAGGUCACGCACCUCACCCCGUUUGCCCUGAAGUCAUGAAAUUCAGUACAUGGGUGCAUCUCCUCACAAGGAAAGAAAUAUGCCUCAGGGACCAAUAAGGUCUGCCAUUAUGGAUUUUCCACCAUUUUGUUUUUUUGUGUGGAAAACACUCAUCUUCUGGCACCGAAUGACCGAUCUGCGCGAAACUUGAUAUGUGGCAUCUAUGGACAAACGUUUUCAGACUAGUACCUAAAACAACCAAUAAACAUUCACGUGGCCGUGGUCUGGCACAAAUGCAUAUAAAUCAGUCAAGGAUAUUCGUAUUGUAACACAAUUUUGUGCACAUGUUGCAAACACUGUCAGGACUCAACAUAACAAAGUACAUUCAUAUCAACCACGCAGUGGCGCUAUAACGGGCACGUGUUUAUCUCUUGAUCUGUUUGACUCAGAGUGCUGAAAUUUGGCACACAUGCUCAGGGAUAUGAGUCUAGCUAACCCACGCAAAACUUGGUGAAUGAUGCGUCUUGCCAUAGACGUGUUUACAAAAUUACACUGAUUGGCCCAAAGGGGGCGCUGCAUCAUUCGUAGGGGACUGCAUGUUUACUGUUGCCUUUUUUGAUCAUGGUUAGUGAUACACCCAGCAGUCAUACAAGCUCUCUCUCAAGACUGAUUGGAGAGGUCGUGUGGAGGGCUCUGUCCUUUUUCUUUUGAUGAUUUCUAUUGUCUCAAAUCAAAUCAAAUUUUAUUUGCCACAUGCGCCAAAUACAACAGGUGACAUUACCGUGAAAUGGUUACUUACAGCCCUUAACCAACAAUGCAUUUAUUUCUUAAUAAAAAAGUAAAAUAAAACAACAACAACAAAAAAGUGUUGAGAAAAAAAGAGCCGAAGUAAAAUAAAAUAACAGUAGGGUACCGGUGCAGAGUCAAUGUGCGGGGGCACCGGCUAGUUGAGGUAAUUUGUACAUGUGGGUAGAGUUAGUGACUAUGCACUUCAUGGCUACAGACGUCAGUGCUACGGGUCGGUAGUCAUUUAGGCAGGUUAUCUUAGUGUCCUUGGGCACGGGACUAUGGUGGUCUGCUUGAAACAUGUUGGUAUUACAGACUCAGUCAGGGACAUGUUGAAAAUGUUGGUGAAGACACUUGCCAGUUGGUCAGCACAUGCUCGAAGUACACAUCCUGGUAAUCCGUCUGGCCCUGCAGCCUUGUGAAUGUUGAACUGCUUAAAAGUCUUACUCACAUCGGCUACGGAGAGCGUGAUCACAUAGUCAUCCGGAACAUCUGGUGCUCUCAUGCAUGCUUCAAUGUUGCUUGCCUCGAAGCGAGCAUAGAAGUGGUUUAGCUCGUCUGGUAGGCUUGUGUCACUGGGCAGCUCGCGGCUGUGCUUCCCUUUUGUAGUCUAAUAGUUUUCAAGCCCUGCCACAUCCGACGAGUGUCAGAGCCGGUGUAGUACGAUUCAAUCUUAGUCCUGUAUUGACUCUUUGCCUGUUUGAUGGUUCGUCGGAGGGCAUAGCGGGAUUUCUUAUAAGCGUCCAGGUUAGAGUCCCGCUCCUUGAAAGCGGCAGCUCUACCCUUUUAGCUCAGUGCGGAUGUUGCCUGUAAUCCAUGGCUUCUGGUUGGGGUAUGUACGUACGGUCACUGUGGGGACGACGUCAUCGAUGCACUUAUUGAUGAAGCCAGUGACUGAUGUGGUGUACUCCUCAAUGCUAUCUGAAGAAUCCCGGAACAUGUUCCAGUCUGUGCUAGCAAAACAGUCCUGUAGCUUAGCAUCUGCAUCAUCUGACAAUUUUUUUAUUAACCGAGUCACUGGUGCUUCCUGCUUUAGUUUUUGCUUAUAAGCAGGAAUCAGGAGGAUAGAGUUAUGGUCAGAUUUGCCAAAUGGAGGGCGAGGGAGAGCUUUGUAUGCGUCUCUGUGUGUGAAGUAAAGGUGGUCUAGAGUUUAUUUUCCUCUGGUUGCACAUUUAACAUGCUGGUAGAAAUUAGGAGGGCUUAAACAACGUUAUUGUCCCCCAUGAUGAAAUCGGAGGGCGGGACUAUGGAUCUGUCUCCAUCCAUUCGUACGUUAGUCACACGCAAAAUCUCAGUCACCGCUGGCCUGAUUUUGACGAAACUUGGGUGAAUUAUGCAUCUUGCCAUAGAUUUCCGGCAUCUACAAAAUACCACUAAUCGACCUAAGGGGGGCGCUAUAGUAAUCAACUGAAAUUCCAAACUUUGAACAAUCAAAUCUUCUGUCCCGUUUGAGCUCUAAUUGAUGUCACUAAUUAGGCUGGGGUGGGACAACAUGUUUACUGUUGCCUUGUUUGAUGGUGUGUGUAAGUUAUUGCAUUAUCAGUGUGCCGUUAUUCUGUGUGUAAGUGUUCCUGUAAACCCACCCAGCCAUGGAAAAACGGCCUUAUCAACUGUCGUGUUCCUCUUACAAUAACACUGGAUAAUUUUAUUUUACUGUAGAAUAAUGAAUGUGCUGCUACCGUAAUGUCUGCUAUGUGAUGAAUUGUGUUUGAGUGUUGUGCUUGCAUGUGUUUUUUCUGUUCUAUGUUAGUCUUCAUAACCCUCUCCCUCUCUUUUUGUUCAGCCUCCAGGUCAAACAGAGGAGGACCAGGAAGUACUUCUCUUCAGAACAGACCAAUCGGGUCGUGCCUGGCCGGUCAACGCCUCUUCAGAACCCCAGGAGCCCAGAGGAGGACGUAGGAAAAAGAAGGCGGUGAGGAGUGUGUGUGUGUGUGUGUGUGUGUGUGUGUGUGUGUGUGUGUGUGUGUUAUGUUAGGUUGUGUGAAAUGAGGCCAGAGUGUCUCCUCUGUCUGGACUUACCUGGGAGUGAAGAGAUGUAUCACAAAUUGAUUUUGCCACAUCAACAAUACAAACAGUCUCCCUCUCUUAACUGUGCUUAUGUAAACAGAUCUAAAGUAUAUUCUCUGUUUAUGAUUUAUAAUGACUUUAUGAAGUGUAACAGAGAGAGUGUCUCGUCUACAGCAUCUCUCUUUUCUCCCACUCCCUCUUUCUCUCCAUCUCUAUUGGUUACACAUAGGGAUGGGGAAAGAGAGGUAUUUUCAGAAUUCUAAUCAUGUCUCUCUCUCCUGGUCAGAUUGAGACCCACAGGGAUGGGGAGCGUGUGAGAUACUUCCAGGAUGAUGACAGUGUGGGUCUUCAUGAGAUGGUCCGCAGGGAGAAGAUGAGCUCUGCAGAGGACCAGAACUCCCUCUACGCACGCAUGGCUGGCAAGGUACGCUGCAUUCGCUACAAACAACCUUUCCCGUCUGUAAAAUGUAAAUGUACUCAUCCAAGACAUCAAUCUGGCAACCUAGAACACCAUAGAGUUUUGGACGAUCUUUUUUUUGGCUUAAUCCUUUAAUCUGCAUUUAUUUGAGGUCAGUUGGUAGAGCGUGGCGAUUGCAAUGCCAGGGUUGUGGGUUCGAUUCCCACUGGGGGUCAGUAUGAAAAAUGUAUGCACUCACUAACUGUAAGUCGCUCUGGAUAAGAGCGUCUGCUAAAUGACUAAAAUGUAAAUGUAAAUUUAGAGUCCACACUGCAGAACCACUAGCAGAGUAGAGUUUGUUCCCCUAUCAAGACGGGCAUUGCUCUGGCAGUGACUAUUUCUAGGGUUGCUGGGGUAGGUAACCUUGGGUUACAGCAGAACACUGUAGUGGGUAGCUACCCAAUCAGUGAGGAGGAGGGAACUACUCGUUAUCCUAGCAUCUCUUAAAAAAUAAAAAAUACUUUUCCCCCCCACAUCAAAUUUGUAUUAUUUCAAUUCAUAUCAGUUUUCGUAUCAGUUUGAUAGGUUUUCCCAUUGAAAAUACUUACGGUGUCUCUUAGUAGAAGGUCUUUGGUGCAAUCUGUGAGACAGGAUAAGUCAAGGUUAAUAUGUCAGCUCCCCCUGAGGGCAGAAUGGAGAGAACAGCCUUCUGGGAUGUGUAGUCUUGCAGCCUCACUUCCUGUGUACUAGAAACAUACAGAGUAGCAGAUGGGUGUGUCAUAUUUAUCAAUCUGAAUUGGUAUCCUUACAGUUUUAAGUGAGUCUCUCUCGCUCUCUUUUCAUCGCUCUCUUUUUCUCUAAGUAUAUGAAUAAAUAUUUUGGAGUACAGAGGUGUGUCUGUGUUGGAGAGAGGAGAGAGAGCGAUGGAUAGAGGGCGAGAAGUAUAGAGAGAGAAAGCAUUAUUAAUAAACUAGGAGAUGUCAGUUGCCAUGGUGAUUCAAAAUGAAAGCGACAAAGUUGCACCUUUUUUAGCUCUCUCUCUGUGGGCUAUAUCAUUAGCUCCGCACACACACACACUCUCUCUCUCUCCUUAGCUCCACUGUAAGCCUACAAGCAGGGACUAGACUCUAUAAAUACUGCUACGGUUACCAUGGCAUAGUGACUAUAAAUACUAGAUCUAGUCAUUUAUAUAUUUAUAAUGUGCAUGGAGAGAAAGUAAUUGUCUCAACACCCACCACCCUAGUCCUUAUGGCUUUAACACUGGCCUGGUUACUCCUCAACCACCACCCAAAUCUGACUUUUGAUUUCUUCAAUCAAGAUGGUCUGAUAACCAGUUAAUAGAUAUAUGGUGUUAAAAUAUUAGCCGUCUGUCUCCUGUAUCAACGUUUGUCUGGGUUUAGUUUUCCCUCACCGUAUGUAAAUAUGUUUUCAGCAGCUGGAUGCAUCUACACUAUGCCUAAAUCCUAGACCUGGUAUUUAUGUUGAUGUUUCAAUGGUGCCAGGGUACAAGGAUAGCUAGUCUUUUAUACUCUGGCCAGGGUACAAGGAUAGCUAGUCUUUUAUACUCUGGCCAGGGUAUAAGGAUAGCUAGUCUUUUAUACUCUGGCCAGGGUAGAAGGAUAGCUAGUCUUUUAUACUCUGGCCAGGGUACAAGGAUAGCUAGUCUUUUAUACUCUGGCCAGGGUACAAGGAUAGCUAGUCUUUUAUACUCUGGCCAGGGUAUAAGGAUAGCUAGUCUUUUAUACUCUGGCCAGGGUAGAAGGAUAGCUAGUCUUUUAUACUCUGGCCAGGGUACAAGGAUAGCUAGUCUUUUAUACUCUGGCCAGGGUACAAGGAUAGCUAGUCUUUUAUACUCUGGCCAGGGUAUAAGGAUAGCUAGUCUUUUAUACUCUGGCCAGGGUACAAGGAUAGCUAGUCUUUUAUACUCUGGCCAGGGUAGAAGGAUAGCUAGUCUUUUAUACUCUGGCCAGGGUACAAGGAUAGCUGGUCUUUUAUACUCUGGCCAGGGUACAAGGAUAGCUAGUCUUAUACUCUGAUACUGUAUUUUCUUCCCUAUACCUUCUGUGGCAUAACCGGUCGGAUUCCAGGAGCAUUUGCUUUUUGCACUUUCUUGGUUCCCUGUUCCACCACCCACCACUGUUGCUCAAUCGAAACAAGGCAAAGUCCCAUUCAGGGUAUAUGCGUGCGUGCGUGCGUGUGUGCGUGCGUGCUUGCGGCCCAGGUAGAAGUUGUCUAAAACUCCAGCAGUGAGGUGUGGCAGUUACACACACACACACACACACACAGACCUGUGGGAAAUUGAUUCAUUAUCCACAGAGUGAAGGCUGGCAAUAUAAACCCCACAUUGGCCGAGCACACACACAGUCACACAUGCGCUUAUCACAUCUCUGCCUUAGUGUCCGUAAGCAGCUUUAGCUAGAGCGAAUGUCUCCCUGUACUCUGUCUGAGAGAGAAAGAUCAAAUUAGAGCUGGAAUUAGAGUAGAUAAAUCAGAGCUGAUAUUAGAUCAGCCUUUUGUUCCUGUUCUAGAGUCGACUUCCCUCCUAAAGGGAGGCACUGGUAGAGGUGUGGUAUGGGUGAUACCGUUCUGACUGACUACCCAAUGAGGUGUUGGAUUUUCAUGGGUGAUGAGGUGAUGGAAUGCACACGCUAUGCUCUCACACAUACAAUAGACUAGACGGGCAUGUUGUUGUACAUACACACACCUAGGCCUGCUCUCACACAGACCCAGACCUGUCAAUCAGUCAGGACAGGGUGUGGAGACACCACAUCCCCACAGCUCACCCUGUAUCCAUGGAGAUGCCUCUCUGUCACUGCCAUUUUAAAAAAAGAUCCUUCAAGCAACACUCAACCAUCAGAUCCUAUAGACAUGGUUUAGUGACAAAAUGACAACUUAACCAACACAAACACAACUUUUCAAAGCACCCUCCUAUCUUGUUUCUGUGUGCAAUGUGAGGUGGGAAUAUUCGUCCGCUGUUCGAUGCUCCCUAGUGUGAUCUUUAUUGAGCUACAACAAUGACGUGCACUGAUCUAACAAUGACGUCUGUUAACUGACCCGGCUACAGCAAUAUGGAUUUGUAUUGAUAGACUGAUUAAUUACUCUAGUCUAGUGUGAGACUAGCCCUUUGGGUCUCUCUCUCUCCGUGUGUGUGUGUGUGUGUGUGUGUGUGUGUUGAAAACCACUCUAGGUCAUGCACCGACUCAUUUGGGGAAAUCACUAUAAUAAGUUAAUAAUCACACUUUGGGCAAACAGUGAGCAAACAAACAUAUUUAUCUCCCUCCCUCCCCCUCUGUCAGAUGAUGGGGAAGACCGACGAUGACAACUACACCCUGGAUGACAUGUUUGUUUCGAGCGCGGCUCAGAGAGAGGGGGAGGGGAGGGACGAGGACAGGAUGAGGAGCAGAGCCAUAGCGGAACACAGGCGACUGGCCGUUACCAUGGAGAAAUGCCAUCACUGCUUCAGCAACCCCGAGCUCCAGAAACACCUGCUCAUUGCCAUAGGAACCAAGGUGAGGAAGUAGGGAAGGAGCGUUUGGCCCCCUGGGAUUUGUAGUGUCAGAUUGGUUAGUAUGUUUUUUGACUGUGUGUGUUUUUUGUUGUUGUUUGUGUGUGUGUUUUUUGACUGGGUGUGUUUUUUGACGUGUGUGUUUUGACUGUGGGGGGAAGGGUUGGUUUGACUGUGUGUGUGUGUGUUCUGACCAUGAGUGUGUGUCUGCAGGUGUAUCUGAGCCUGCCUGGAGGUGUGUCUCUGACAGAGGGUCACUGUCUGAUCACUCCGCUGCAACACCACUGCUCUGCCACUGGAUUGGACGAGGACGUGUGGACAGAGAUCCAGGUUAGCCAAUCAAAAACACGGGUUCUACUAUAGCCUAGACAUGCCCGCCCACCUUUCAGAUUUUCACUGAUUGGUCGAGAAUGGAGGUUGUGUGUGACGUUGUGUGUUUGUCCUGUGUGCAGGUGUUCCGCAGGGCAUUGGUGCAGAUGUUUGAGUCUCAGGAUCAGGACUGUGUGUUUAUGGAGACUCAUAUGAACCCAAAGAGACGCCAGCACAUGGUCCUGGAGUGUCUCCCUUUACCCAGAGAACUGGGAGACAUGGCUCCUAUCUACUUUAAGGUGUGUGUUUGUCUUCCUAUAGAAAACUAUCUAUAGAAUAGAUGAGCUGUGGGUUAAUAACGUGUGUGUGUUCUACAGAAAGCCAUCAUGGAAUGUGAUGAGGAGUGGGCGAUGAAUAAGAAGGUUGUGGAUCUCUCCUCCAAAGACAUCCGCCAUGCUGUGAGUUAUACCUCCAUCUUCUCUUUCCCUGUUCCUCUUGUCACAUCUUUCCCCCUUCCUCACUCCUGAAAUGCCUUUAGCCCUCUUUCCCUCCAUACCUCCCUCUCUCUACCAAGCUCCAGAACCAGUUGCCUGUCCCUGAGUUAGGGCUUUUAAGGGGGUGUAUUCUGUGAGUGUGUAUGACAGUGUGUUCUCUCUGUGCCAGGUGCCGCGGGGUCUGCCGUAUUUCUCAGUCGACUUUGGUCUUCAGGGGGGCUUUGCUCACGUCAUUGAAAACGAACACAAGUUCCCCCACUACUUUGGCAAGGUCAGUGAAUUACAACUACUAUGGGGCGCUUUUACUGUCUGCUGCAUUUUUUAUUUUUUUUACCUUUAUUUAACUAGGCAAGUCAGUUAAGAACAAAUACUUAUUUACAAUGACGGCCUACACCGGCCAAACCCGGACGACGCUGGGCCAAUUGUGCACCGCCCUAUGGGACUCGGCCGGUUGUGAUACAGCCUGGAAUCGAACCAGGGGGUCUGUAUUGACGCCUCAAGCACUGAGAUGCAGUGCCUUAGACCACUGCGCCACUCGGGAGCCCAAUCACUAACCCUUCUCCCCCUCCUUCUCCCCCUCCUUCUCCCCUCCUUCUCCCCUCCUUCUCCCCUCCUUCUCCCCUCCUUCCUCCCUCCUUCCCCCCUCCUCCUCCCUCCUUCCCCCCUCCUCCUCCCUCCUUCCUCCCUCCUCCUUCCCCCCUCCUCCUCCCUCCUUUCCCCAUCCUUCUCCUUUUCCCUCAUCUCUUUCUCUCCUUCUCUACCUCUCCCCUCUCCUUCUCUACCUCUCCCCUCUCCCUCUCCUUCUCUACCUCUCCCCUUCUACCUCUCCCCCUCUCUACCUUUCUCCUUCUUCCUCUCCCCCUCUCCUUCUUCCUCUCCCCCUCACCACCUCCUUCUCUCCCUUUCCUCCUCUCCCCUCUCCUCCUCUCCCCUUUCCUUCUCCCCCUCUCCUCCUCUCUCCUCUCCUUCUCUACCUCUCCCCUCUCCUUCUCUCCCCUCUCCUUCUCCUUCUCUCCCCCUCUCCUUCUCUCUCCUCUCCUUCUCCUCCUCUCCCCUCUCCUCCUCUCCCCUCUCUUCAGGAGAUAGUUGGUGGGAUGUUGGACGUGGAGCCGAGGAUAUGGAGGAAGUCCAUCAGGGAGAACUUUGACAACCAGCGGAAGAAAGUCCUUGAGUUCUCCCAGUGGUGGAAACCCUUCGACUGCACCAAGACGGACAGCUGAACCAGCCAACCAACACGUCUCAAUAAACCCCUAGCCCCUUGUAUAUCUGAAAUUAUAAACCUGGUGGUUAGAGCCCUGAAUGCUGAUUGGCUG